AUCUUUGAAAAAAAUCAUGCAAAAUUUUUCCAUCAAAUUAAUCAUUGUUUAGUGAAUAUCCUGGAUAUUGAGGAAUAUACAGAGAGACAUUUCGGAAAAUUUCGGAAAUCAGCCUGAUUCCAUCUGUUCGAAGAAAAAGAAGAAUCCCAAAAGAAUAAUUUGUCUUGUUGCUUUUAUGAAAAUUGAUCUCAAAUAACAGCCAAAAAUGGCGGCGCCAUUGAGCCAAAACUUUAACGAAACGAGCAAAGAGAGAUUGAUUCCCAAAUAUUCAGAGUAUGGAUUGGAUCCAUCAUUUUACGUAGAACGCGAAGGAUUUUGGCGUCGAUUAUGCAAUAGAAUUAAGAAAUCAUGCAGUAAUGUUAAACACGGUUCGAUCAAGGCAAUUGAUAUGGGUCGUAAGGAUCCUCGGAAGGUCAUUUUUGCUGCUAAAAUGGGUUUAGCUCUUUCCCUUGUUUCGGUUAUCAUUUUCUUCAAAGAGCCCUUAUCCUAUAUUGGUACAUAUUCCAUUUGGGCCAUCCUCACUGUUGUCGUCGUAUUCGAGUUCAGCAUAGGUGCGACACUCAGCAAAGGAUUCAACAGGGCUUUGGGGACAUUGUCUGCUGCAGGACUAGCUGUAGGCAUUGCUGAAUUAUCUGUUAUGGCUGGAGAAUGGCAGGAGGUUGUGAUUGUGGUCAGCAUUUUUGUUUCAGGUUUUCUUGCAACUUACUUGAAAUUGUAUCCUGCAAUGAAGCAAUAUGAAUAUGGAUUUCGGGUGUUCUUGUUGACAUAUUGUAUUGUGCUGGUAUCGGGAACUUCACAUUUUUUUCACGCAGCUGUUUCGCGAUUGUUGCUAAUUGGAGUUGGUGCUGGUGUCUGUUUGCUUAUAAAUGUUGGCCUCUACCCUAUUUGGGCUGGUGAAGAUUUGCACAAAUUGGUGGUAAAGAAUUUUAAACGUGUUUCUACUUCUUUAGAAGGUUGUGUCAAUGGAUAUUUGCAAUGUCUUGAAUAUGAUCGGAUACCAUCAAAAAUUCUUGUUUACCAGGCCUCUGAUGAUCCUGUGUAUAGCGGAUACAGGGCCACUUUGGAGUCAACAAGCCAAGAGGAUUCUCUGCUAACUUUUGCUGAAUGGGAACCCCCUCAUGGCCGUUACAAGAUGUUCAAUUAUCCGUGGGCUGAUUAUGUUAAAGUCAGUGGUGCAUUGAGGCAUUGCGCUUUCAUGGUCAUGGCUAUGCAUAGCUGUAUUCUUUCAGAAAUACAGGCAGCAUCUGAUUUGAGGCAAAUCUUCUGCAAGGAGAUCCAGAGAGUUGGGAUUGAAGGAGCUAAAGUAUUACAACAUCUUGGAGACAAAGUUGAAAAAAUGGAGAAACUUAGCCCUAGAGACCUUCUCGAAGAAGUUCAUGAGGCUGCCGAGGAUCUACAACUGUUGAUUGACCAAAAAUCUUAUCUUUUGGUUCAGGUGGAGAACUGGGAAAAUGCAAAACAAGCUAACCAGUUUGAAGAUCCUGAACAUAUUCAGGAACUGAAAGACAAUGAACCUAAAGGCAUUGGGAUAAACUCCCUUAGUGAAGCAGGUCUCAAUCUAAGGUCUGCUCAUACAUUGAAACACAUGGAUACUUAUAAUCGAAAUUCAAGUAUGAAUAUUUCUGCUGCACAAAUGUCUUCCUCUGGAAAUGUGUUCAAUCAGAUGGUGUGGCCUUCACGACUUUCAAUUCUUGGAGAUGUGAUUUUAAAUGAACGUGAAGUACGUACAUUUGAAAGUGCAUGUCCAUUGUCAUUGUCCACUUUUACUUCCUUGUUAAUUGAGUUUGUUGCAAGACUUCAAAAUCUUGUAAAUGCAUUUCAACAGCUUAGUGAGAAGGCAAAAUUUAAGGAACCCGUAGAUGCAGCUGGUGCAGAGGAGGCAGCUAACUUGUAGAAAUUAAGUCGAUCUCUUUUUUAAGAAAACUCAGUGUCACAAGUUCUGUUUGUGCUAAUGCUCAUCAUGAAGAUGCUAUAAGCAGCACAUCACUUAGGUAAGUAUAUACUCAGUAUGAAAACUGUUCUUAGGAAAUGGAUUUUUUGUUCUGCAGCAAGGCAAGGAAUUCCAGGGUUCGAGAUCACAGAAAACCGAUUUGUUCAGCCAAACUAGUGAAUUCUUGUAGAUGUGACUAUAGUA
Solanum tuberosum (potato) is the source of this 2134-nucleotide messenger RNA. RefSeq names its product aluminum-activated malate transporter 4-like. The transcript has 6 exons. Lineage: Eukaryota; Viridiplantae; Streptophyta; Magnoliopsida; Solanales; Solanaceae. Bases 206 to 1894 code for a protein of 562 amino acids. Gene Ontology annotation, biological process: malate transport. The record is from RefSeq and is a predicted model, not a curated record.